Molecule: messenger RNA, 9449 nt
Organism: Grammomys surdaster
Lineage: Eukaryota; Metazoa; Chordata; Mammalia; Rodentia; Muridae
Gene: Ddi2
Product: DNA damage inducible 1 homolog 2
Exons: 10
Coding region: 210-1409 (399 amino acids)
Biological process (GO): proteolysis
Molecular function (GO): protein binding; aspartic-type endopeptidase activity
Source: RefSeq, a predicted model, not a curated record
ACGGCCUCGCAGGCGGGUGGCGGCGGCCGCGCUGGCUGCUGAGGGCGGGAGCGAGUGAGUCACUGCGCGCGUGUGAGGGAGGGAAGGAGCGAGCGAGCGAGCAGCCCGCGCCCGCCGCCCUCCCGCAGCUACCGCCAGGCCUCCUGUCGCCGGCUGCCCUCCGUCCAGUGCCCAGGCCGGGCCGAGCCGAGCCGGGUCGGGCCCGGGCCAUGCUGCUCACCGUGUACUGUGUGCGGAGGGACCUCUCCGAGGUGACCUUUUCCCUCCAGGUCGACGCCGACUUCGAGCUGCACAACUUCCGCGCGCUGUGCGAGCUCGAGUCCGGCAUCCCCGCCGCCGAGAGCCAGAUUGUCUACGCAGAAAGACCUCUCACCGACAACCACAGGUCACUGGCUUCUUACGGUUUAAAAGAUGGAGAUGUAGUAAUUCUACGACAGAAGGAGAGUGCAGACCCUCGACCUGCAGUGCAAUUCUCAAACUUACCCCGGAUUGACUUCAGUAGCAUAGCUGUGCCUGGCACGUCAAACCCCCAACAGCGCCAGCUGCCCAGAACACAGGCUCAGCACUCAUCUGCUGGGGAAAUAGCAUCAUCUCCUCAAGGCUUAGACAACCCAGCCCUGCUCCGAGACAUGCUGCUGGCCAACCCGCAUGAGCUGUCCUUGCUGAAGGAGCGUAACCCACCCUUGGCAGAAGCUCUGCUCAGUGGAGAUCUUGAGAAAUUCUCUAGGGUCCUGGUGGAGCAGCAGCAGGACCGAGCCCGGAGAGAGCAAGAACGGAUUCGUCUGUUUUCUGCUGACCCCUUUGACCUCGAAGCUCAGGCAAAGAUAGAAGAAGAUAUACGGCAGCAGAACAUCGAGGAGAACAUGACGAUAGCUAUGGAGGAGGCUCCGGAGAGCUUCGGUCAAGUCGCCAUGCUCUACAUCAACUGCAGAGUGAAUGGGCAUCCUGUGAAAGCCUUCGUUGACUCAGGUGCCCAGAUGACGAUUAUGAGCCAGGCCUGUGCAGAAAGGUGUAACAUAAUGAGACUGGUGGAUCGUCGCUGGGCUGGCAUUGCCAAAGGAGUAGGCACACAGAAAAUUAUUGGAAGGGUGCAUCUAGCUCAGGUUCAGAUUGAAGGCGAUUUUCUGGCAUGUUCCUUCUCAAUUCUGGAAGAACAGCCUAUGGACAUGCUUCUGGGUCUGGACAUGCUUAAACGGCAUCAGUGUUCUAUUGACUUGAAGAAGAAUGUUCUGGUGAUUGGCACCACAGGCUCACAGACCACCUUCCUUCCUGAGGGGGAGUUACCAGAGUGUGCUCGCUUGGCAUAUGGAACCGGGCGAGAGGACAUCCGGCCAGAGGAAAUUGCAGACCAAGAAUUAGCAGAAGCCAUUCAAAAAUCAGCCGAGGAUGCAGAGCGUCAGAAGCCAUGAUGCAUGUAGUGUGUGUGUGCUGCAGCUGGAGUGGCCCAGACCAGAGAAAAGCGGUAAAGAAUCUACCUCACUGGGAAUGUCAUCAUUGCCGACUUCUGAUGGAUUCAACCAUCCUGCUCCUUCAGGGCAAAGUCCUGAGGUUGGUAGCCCUACGAGUCUCGCUCGCUCUGUUUCUGCUUCCGUCUGCGCCAUCAAGCCCAGUGACCCUGAUAGCAUUGAAUCUCUAGCUAUGGAGGCUGUGAAGGCUUCAGCUGAAUUUCAGACAAACUCUAAGAAAAAAGACCCUCCUCCUCUGCAGGUUCUUCCUGAUCUUGUUUCCUCAGCAGAACAGAGUCUAGCUAUGCCUUUGCAUAAUUCAUCAGAAGAAGCAUUUGUUACAGGUAAUCUGGAGAAAUCUGCUGAAAAAAGAACCCAGGGCCUCAGAGUUCAUCUUCAGACAAGACAGGACGCUAGUUUCUCCCUCACAACUACUGGGAUGCAUGAGGCACAGAUAAAGAGUUGGCAUCCAGAAUAUCAGACCCCAAGUCAAGUGAGUGGCCUUCAGCAGCAGCACAGAGAAACAGAGAGGGUGCAGCAUGGGGCUGAACCACAGAGUGUUCCACAUGACCAGGAGUGUCUCUGUGACACAGAAGACCUUGAGCUUCAUGAAGAAGUUGUCAGUUUGGAAGCUGUAAUGAAAGCCGAUGAGCUACAGAGAAGUGCCCAUCUUCCUAGUGCAGAGACAGGGCUUCCAGCUUCAGGACCCUGCAGCUGCUCGUGCUCAGAAGCCCUGAUGGAAGUAGAUACGGCUGAACAGUCUCUGGUUGCUAUGUGCAGCUCAACAGGCAGGAAGGAUGCCAUCAUCAAAAGCCCUGGCAUAUCCCAUCUUGCUUCAGAUAAUCCCUCUAUGGAAAUGGAGACAUCACGGUGUAACCCCUCCUGUGACCGUGUGGAACAUUCCAUCUUGACUCGGGAUUUGCAGCUCCCAGAAGAUAAUGUUGAAAUGUCUACAAUGGAUAACAAAGAUGACAGUUCCUCUUCCCCUCUAAGUGGCCAUAGUCAGCCCUCUCUGGAGUCAGCAGAAGAAUUUUGUUCAUCUGUCACAGUAGCCUUGAAAGAGCUGCAUGAGCUUUUGGUCAUUAGCUGUAAGCCAGCUUCAGAAGAUUCACCUGAGGGUAUUACCUGUCAGUCAGAAUUAGGAGCUGAGAUCCAAAUAAGUGAUUCAGACCUUACAGGAAGGAGGGCCCAGAGUGAGCAUCUGACCCCUAGUGACCAGUACCCACAAGUCUCCUGUCACCAGGCCAUCUCUGAAUCAGAAAAGACAGAGAUCAUAGGAAUCACACCUUGUGCUACAAUAGAAAAUGAAACAUCCACUAGCUUUGGAGGUCUGAGUGAUGGCUUGUCACCUGGCCGAGGUGUCCCCAGACCAACAGAAUCAGUCAGGAAGAGCUGUUCUGUCACCAUAACCUCAGCUAAACUGUCUGAGCAGUUGUCCUGCACCUCAAGUGUAGAAAUUUCACCUGAACUUGCAUCAGGUGAGGGGGAUGUCAACAGUAAGCCUUCUGAGCAUGUGCAGAAUCCAGUCCCAGAGAGGCUGGAGACCAGCAAUGUCUGCCCUGGAGCCGAGUUGCCCUGCAGUGGAUUGGACCAACCUACCACACAGUCCUUGUCCACCCCCGCCACUCUUCCACCGAUUAUCUUCCCUGCGGCAGAUGUUGACAGGAUUCUGGGUGCUGGCUUCACUCUGCAGGAAGCCCUCGGGGCUCUGCAUCGAGUUGGUGGGAAUGCAGACCUUGCGCUUCUUGUCUUGUUAGCAAAGAACAUUGUGGUCCCUACCUAAUUGUGGGAAAGUGGGCUUGGCCACACUUCAUUCCUUUUGGAAAAGCCCUUUUCACACAAAUAUACUCAACACACACACACACAAAAUGUCUGUAGAAAAUCUGCAAGCAAAAUGUUGAGCCAGAUUUUUUUUUCCAGCCAAAGUAAUUUAUGCUCUUUUGUCUGAUGAAUUUGUCUAUUCUACUUGUUAAAAUUUGGGCCUUUUAAAUGUAUUGGCAGUGUGUGCAUACAAAGCUUUUUAUUCUCAUUAAGAUGAUGUAUUCCGGAAUAAAGCGGAUGGUUUUGUGUAUAGCAUACCAUUUUAGAAUGAGUGAAUGCUUUGAAAGCAGGGGUCAUGAGGAGCCUGCUCUCUGUGGAGCUAGGACAGAUGAGCUGCCCUUUGUGGCUCUGCCUGUGCUGUGUGCAGGGUAUGGCUGUAACAGGAAGCUGGAGAAGAUAAGAACGUCUAGAGUUGUAUGUUUUGAUUUGUGUGCUCAGGGUUGACAUUUAAGUAGAGCAGGAGGGCUUAAACCUCGGGCUGUCUUGUGCAUCAUAGGCUGCUGCAUGGACUAUUUGCCAAAUACCUUCAUGACCAUGGGUAGGCUGUGGGGAAAGUCGCAUCAGAGUGAAACAUGGUGCUACUUGUAUUUAAAAGGAGAAGGGAAAAAAUGCGAUCAUAAUUCCAUUUGUAAAUGUCAAGAUAAUGGCUUAGACAAACACUAGCGUGUACUAGAGACAGGGUCGAGGUGUCUCACUGACAACCCGACCCUCGCAUGAUCAUGGGUUGACCGCCAGGAGCCUGCUGGCUUUGCAAACCAAUCUGUUAGGAAGUUCUUCCCAUGCUCAGUCGGAGCCGAGUGAGACAGCACCGGAGAGCUUCUGUCCCCAUCCUCUCAGUGCAUGUACUGAUGGGUCUGUGAGAGUCCCUCGUGACAGAGGGAAUACAAUGGAAGUUCUGACAACAGUGGCCUUGGUACAGUCUUCAUCCCUUUCUUUCCUCAGGAGUUUCUUUUCUAAGCAGGAUCCAUGUUUGUGUUCAUCAGGCUGAGCUGGAGUCAGGCAGACUGUAGCUGUGUUUCCUGUGGCCUUCUUAGUGUGAGCUCUCGCCUUGAAAGUUGCUGUCCUGCGGGCCCCACUGUGCAAUAAUCACUCCAGAUAGGUUUGAAAGCAUCCUUUCCUGGAACAUAAACUCUUGUCUUAGGUGCCUGGCAGGAAUUUGGAAUCUUGCUUUUCUUGAAAAGGAUUUUGAAGAUAAUUCCUGGUUCCAGGUUGAGAGUUUGCAGUUUAUUAAAAUGAAAGUGUUGAAAUCGAAUUCUGAACUUAGCAUUAACUGAUUUUGUUUAAAAAAAAUCACUAUCCAUCUCUAUCUCUCUGUGUCUGUCUCUCAAAGCUUAGUUUUAUCCAUCAAAAUUAAAGUCAUCAAGCACAGAUGGGUUCAUAUCUCAGGAGUGUUUUAAACUUUCGGGGCACUUACAGGGGUUUGUGUUCUUUUUGCCGCAUUGUUUGUGUGCAGAGACUGACUUCAGUGAUGUUGUGGCAGGUCACACCGCUGUCAUGAUCCUUUCUGGAGUUAGGAAAUGGUUGCUGGAUGGCCGUGUGGUUUCCUGCUCUCCUUCGGGUCCUCAGAACACCAGACUAGCUGAGCUGUCUUUGAGAAAUUCUUUGUUUCCGAUGAGCAUGGCCUGUCCAUCUUUUGCCUGUCCUACACCAAAGAUGUAUGUGUGAUUCACCAGGCGACUGCUCCACAGCACUCUGCCACCCAGCUUAGAGCAGUGCCUGGGGCACGAGCAGGCAGUGCAGGGAAGCCAGGUAUUGGCUUGAGAGGUGGCGAGGUGGGGGUGAAUUUUGGGGUCACAAAUCUUUGGGGCCACAGGGUGGGGUGGAUAGAAGAAAGUACUGCUGACAGACUCCUCCCAGAAAGCCUGUGUGAGCAGAACUCGGCAUGCCAACUCUGGCAUGUCCACAGUGUCUAUGCUGUGGGUGUGUGCAAGGUGGCCCUAGCUGGAGUGUGGAAUACCAGUCUGGAAAAGAUUUCACUACAGUAGCGUUUAAUGUAUGUACUUCUAUGUUUAUUCUUAGAGGCAGCCUGAUAGGUGUUCUUAGGAACUCUUGGAGCUUGACUCACUUGCCAAAUACUUUGUUCCUUUGGUUGUUAUUUUCUUUGCAACAAUAGUUGCUUUUGAUUUUUAAGAUCUGUCAAAAAUAAAUAAAAUCAAAGGCCAGGCAAGCUGACAUACCUUUCAUUCUAGAAGGCAGGUGGAUGUCUGAGUUCAAGGCCUGCCAGAGCUACAUUAGUGAGACCCUGUCUUUUAAACAGUAAAUUAAAAAGAAAAAUCUUUUGUCUGAAGUUUAGAUGAUGUUAGGAAUUGAUUGGCUUAAACUGGACAAUUCUAGAACAGAGGACCUUGAGGAACAACCCAGUGGUACAUCAGUCAGUUUCCACUUAGUCACAUUGUUGUAAGACCUAGUGGUAAGCCUGUCAGGUCACAACGGUAACAGCAAGGGGUAGCUCCUUGGCCAGACUGUUUUCGGGAUUCUGUGGUGGCCGCUUACCUCCAGCAGUGCUCUCCAUUUAUGCACCGAAGGAUUUUCUUACAAACCCCACGCUCAAGCUGAAGGGCUGGAGAUACAGCCCUUUGAUUCUGUGAAAGGCUGUUUCCAGAUGUGUUAGUUCAGCCCUUUGCAGCAGUAAAAGCCUUUGUCUGGCGAGCUGAGCCUCAGAUGUUGACAGGUGAAGAUGAAAGUAGGUACUUGGCAAAGGACGCUUUAGUAAGUGGUCAGUGGUGUGUGAGAACUUCUGCCUUGAAGCCUACGCCUUCUGAUCAUCUCUAGAUGUAGGAGAGGGGGGACACAGCCCAAGGUGUCUACCCAAAACAUUUCUUUAACAAGAGGGUCCCUAGGAAUGAGGUAGGGGCCCUGGUGUGGAUUUUAUGUCUAGCUUGUAUGGCAUCUGCCUGUUUGUCCCUCUCUACAGCUUUCUAUCUCUAGCAAAAGCCAUAAGAAUUUGUUUCAACUUUUCAGCUCAUGUCUAUAAAUAAAUACUAAGCUAUCUCAAGUUUAAGGUUAUUGAUAAGUAUUUUACAUAGGUUGAAAAGCAGCUUUUAUGUCUACAGAGACCUGCACGUCCGGUGGCUUUUCUUCCUAUUGUGUAUAUAAUAAACUGCCUUGCAAAUAGCAGUACAAGAGUGUCAAGGCAACUUUUCUUUUUUGUUUUUUGUUUACUUUUUUUUUUUGAGACAGGAUCUCGCCAUAGCCCAGGAUGGCCUCAAACUCAUGGCAAUUUUCCAGCCUCAGCCUUUAGAAUCCUAGGAUUGCAGGCGCACACACCUAUGCCCAGUUCACCCAGCGAGUUCCAGUUGCUGCCUCUGGUGAGAAUAGACAAUGUGGCUGACGUGGCUGGUGUGUCACUAGCAGUGCCAAGGGGCUGAGGGGCAUGGUUUGGUGGAACGCCUGCAUAGCAUUCGAGGUCCUAGGUUUGAUCCUUACCACCAAAAAAUAAAAGUAAAAGCCAAUCUGUGGCUGACUAGAACCGAGUUUGGUGUUUCCUGCAUCCCCUCAGGGCUGGCACUGAGCCCCCAUAAAUUACCUGACUCCCCAAGUGUUGGUAGAGUCACAGUAAGGACUUUGGGGUGAGCCUUUGAUGUACUUGCUUUUCUUUCGUGCCUUAAUUUUUUUGAAUAGCAGAAGCAUCACAUCUUGGGGAAAAGGUUAGCGGGCAGCCCUCCUGGAGAGGACUGCCACCUGGUGUGGUCCUUGGCUCCUUACCUCUUUGAUUCACUCUUACUGCUUCAAACAUUAGGUUUCCUGGGAUAGGACUUUCUGCAUCCUGUAUACCAAAAAUGGUUUCUAGAAGUUUCUUCAGUUUCCUGUUGCAUCUUUUGUGCUGUGAUGGGAGGAGCUAGCUUCAGAGCAAUGCAGUGGGAGCAAGAAGUCGUUGGUUUGUUCAUCAGACUUGGGGUACCCCUGAAGCCCAGGAGGUCAGCAGCAGCUAAACCAGACAGGAGCCUGGCCUUAGAAGCCUUCAGUCCGGGGGAGAUAUGGGGCAAGUUUUAACUGAGAUCUGUUUUUACCUAUUACCAUGCUACUCCACCCCUACCCCAGCAUGCUUUUGUUUUUGAGGAGAUCUCUUACAGCCCAAGCUGGCCUUGAACUAGCAAUCCUUAAGUGCUGGGUUUAUGAAGUUAUAGGCACACUCUAUAAUGUCUGAGUGGCAUGCUUUCAUUUGUUGCAGUUUAGAACUGACUAGGGGGAAAAAUCAGGCCCAUGAUGGAAUUCAACACCAUAAACCUAGAGUUUUACUUUAAAGUGUUUAGUUUUAGUUUAGUUUAAUUUAAACAAUUGGGGGCUGGUGUGUUGGCACACACUUUUAAACUAUAAGUGCAAGGCCAGUCAGGGCUACAGAGAGGAACUGUCUUAAAUAAAAAUGAAAACAGUUGAGGGUGUAAGGAAAUAGCACAGUGGUAGGCCGAUGGCUUGACUAGCUGCCGGAAGCCCUCAGUCCAGCCCCCAGCCCUGCGUAAGCCAGGUGUGGCAAGCAUGUGAGCCCAGCGCUGUAGACGGGAGAGGAUCAGAAGUUCAGGUCAUUCUUGACUACAUAGUGAGUUUCAGGUCAGCUGGGGUUAUAUGCAACCCUGCCUCCAGAAGAGUGGGUGGAGGAUUACUGGCAUAGCUCAGUGGUAGCAGAACACUUCCCUGACAUGUACAAGGCCCUGGGUUUGACCCCCAACACUGCGCAGAAAAAAAAGAAUUUUAAAUAAAAAGAUUUAGUAGAAAUAACUGAAAAGACGCUGGUGAGUUGAGGUGUAAAGCUAUGGAGCGGAAAGGGACAGGCAGAAUGGAAUCACCCUGGUGAGGAGAGGAGGGGUGUUUCCCUUCAGCAUGCAGGAUCGCCGCAUGUAGCGCUAAGAUAGGUGUGUCCCCGCCACCCUCCGGAGAGCAGAACUCAGCCGAGGCCUCUGCAGGAUGUGCAGUAUGUGGACAAGACAAUCCGGAGCAGAAGUGAUCGAUGUUGGGGCGGGCAGACAGGACUGCUCUGCAGAACUCUGCCAGCUCCGCAAGACCUUCUUCAGUCCUCCGUUUAAGAUAGCCAGGUGUGUGCAUUCCUGAAGCAUAGAAAGAAAAUAGGUUCUUAGUGAUUUCAGUUAGGAAAUACGCUUAAAAGUUGAUCAGUAAUUAGAUUCGGGGUCAGGGGCUUGUGAAACGGGGGAGAGGGCUGCUAAGUUUUAGGACACCAUCUAGGACCAAUUUACCAAGAAAAAAAAAAAAGGUUCAGCACGGAAGUCUGUUUACCUGCAAAGUUUGAACCCCAAAUCAGGAGAAGGCGAGGAACAUGAGAUCAGAUUGCUUCUUACAAAGCUGUGUCUGAGUAAGCAACUGAAGAAGGUUUUGAUUGGCUAACUUGGAUAAGGGACGUUUCCCCCUUCUCCCUGUCAAGGUGAUGGGCAGUGAUUGUACUUACAAGUUUGGUUGGUGGAAUCCUGCAAACCUGAAUGAGUGUGUCUGUGACCUGCAGAAUAGACCUGUGUUCCUACAGGAGCCAGCCAGAUGUGUGUUGAGAGGCUCCUCACGCAGUCCUUACAGCCCGGAAGACAUGUGGCCUCACUCUCUCACCCGAGUACCGAGGCUUGUGUUCUCGCCCCUGGCUCCCCUGGGCGUCCAUUCGUUCUGGCGAGACUUCGGAGGGAGUCUCUAUGUGUACCUUCCAUGGGAAACGAAUAGUACAUUUGUAUCCAGAUUUCUUCAUGGCAAGCUGGGCCCAAUGGCUUCAUCCCCAAGUAAAGGUCCCCUGGCUUUCUAGCCGCAGAUGGCAGAUCGUAACUAGGAAGCCCUCCCUCUGCAGUUGCCCGAGUCAUGAGGGUUUCUGGCUUCUCUUUAAGCUUUGACACUACUUCAUCUUUUGGUAUCCAGUCUAGUUAGCAACAUCUGCUUGCCAGUGGCCCGCCCAGGCAUGCCCAGAUGCUUUGAGAGUUGGGGAAACUGAGAACUGAGAAGCUGCACUCAGGAAUCCCAAAGUCCAUUGCUUUGUGUGCUGGUUAGGACUGUCUGCAGCUGAACGCACUAGAUGCCUUUGAGUUUGAUUUUUUGUUUUGUUCCUUGUCAUAUUUUGAAAUGUAAGUCAGCCCUGAAUAAUCCAAACACUUUAUUUUAUUUUUAUUUUUCUUCUUUAAUAGGAACUUUCUGAAGAAAACGUGAUGUGUAAAACCUUUGAUAUUUAAGAUAAUAAAGUUUUUAUCAUAAGACUUU